Molecule: messenger RNA, 1061 nt
Organism: Amborella trichopoda
Lineage: Eukaryota; Viridiplantae; Streptophyta; Magnoliopsida; Amborellales; Amborellaceae
Product: ethylene-responsive transcription factor ERN1
Biological process (GO): regulation of DNA-templated transcription
Molecular function (GO): DNA-binding transcription factor activity; DNA binding
Source: RefSeq, a predicted model, not a curated record
GAAAUAAGAAGAGAGGAGAAGAAGAAGAAUAAAAAGAGGGAGGAGGAAGAAAAGGAGAAAAAGAAACUGCCAUGGCACAAUUCUAAGCUCCUCUCUCACAAUCUUUGAUCUUUUUAAUUUCUAUAAACCUCUCUAUCUCUCAAGCCCUGAAUGGACCUGCACUUUGGAGCAGCAACAGAGCACAAACCUAAGAGAUCCUCAAAACCGGCUGGUCGGACCCGAAACAAGUUUGUAGGAGUCCGUCAGCGUCCCUCUGGCCGCUGGGUCGCUGAGAUCAAAGACACAACUCAAAAGAUCAGGAUGUGGCUUGGCACCUAUGAGACUGCAGAGGAAGCUGCCCGAGCCUAUGACGAGGCCGCGUGCCUACUCCGUGGCACCAACACCCGCACCAACUUUGCCCCCCACAUCUCCCCCAAUUCCCCCCUCGCCUCCCGCAUCCGCACCCUACUCAAGAAGCCCCCGCCUAGCCCAAGGUGUCUGCCCCCUUGCCGGGCCCACAAUUCAGAUGCUGCGAGCCCGGUGCAGGACCAGCCUAGGAUGACCGAGGUGUCAUGGGCCCUACUUGAGCUGGGGCCUGAGGCAGUGAUGACACCGCCUUGCGAACAGCAGGCACUGCCGGAAUUGGAGAGAUUGAGGGUGGAGCGUCAGAUAUCAGCAUCGCUCUACGCCAUCAAUGGCGUGCACGAGUACUUUGAGACGUGUUUUUCGGGUGUGAAUGAGGAAGCCAUGAAUUGUGAUCGGUUUGAUUUGGGUUUUGGGCAACAGGGUUCUUCUUCCAUGGCGUCUGGUUUUUGUGAUGACCCUCCUUCUUCAACAUUCUCUUCUUAUUUGGCUUCUUCAUUCCCUUCUUCUUCAUCAUCUUAUUUAUCUUCUUCUUCAUCAUCUUAUUUAUCUUCUUCUUCUUCUUCGGGUGGUAGUGGAAGUGCUGCAUCUGACUUGUGGGAUCUUCCACCUCUAUGUCAGUUGUUCUGCCAGACAUGAAGAAGCUGAAUAUGUUUCUUUGUUCAUUUUGAUGAUAAUAAGCUGAAUAUGGUACCUCUUUGAGAAAGAGAUUUGUUUUU